AUAUACCCGAUAGUGGGCUAUAGUUAAAAUUAGCACUGAGAGCCAACCGUAGAAGAAGAAAAGGGGGGGCGAAGCUCCAAGGAGGAGGAGGAGGUGAAGAAGGAGGAGGUGGGGAAUCGAUGCAAAAGCAGUCUGCAAACAUUUGCAGCAUAAUGGGUCGCAGCGAGGAGCUCAGUGAGUUUCAGCGGGGCACCGUGGUGGGAUGCUACCUGUGCAAGAAGUCCGUCCGUGAGAUCUCGGCGAUGUUAAACCUGCCCCGGUCCACUGUCAGCGCCGUGAUUUUAAAGUGGAAGCGUGGAGGAAUAACGACGGCACUGCCCCGGAGCGGCCGACCGCACAAGCUGAAAGAGGAGGAUCGCCAAGUGCUGGAGAGAGUGGCGCUGGAGAAGUGUUUGCCCUCCAUAAAAGCGCUCACCGCCGAGUUCCAGAGCGCAUCCGGAGCCAGCGUGAGCUCCACCACUGUGCGCAGGGAGCUUCAUGAGAUGGGUUUCCGAGGCCGUGUGUCCUCAUACGGCAAGCCCAAAGGAGUGCCGAAGGUGGCAAAGAAGCAGGUGGACGUGUCCCGUCUGGACCUGCGUAUUGGACGUGUAGUCACGGCCCAGCAGCUUCCGGACACUGAUGGGCUGUUCGUGGAGCAGAUCGAUGUGGGAGAGGCUUUUCCCAGGACGGUGGUCAGUGAACUGUCUCAGCACAUACCUGUGGAGCAGAUGCAGAAUCGUAUGGUGGUCCUGCUGUGUAACGUGAGGCCAGUGGAGACGAGAGGAAUUGUGAACCAGGCCAUGCUCAUGUGUGCCUCGUCACAAGACAAGCUGGAAAUCCUUGAUCCUCCAAACGGAGCGAUACCAGGGGAUAGAGUGACUUUCCAGCAAUUUCCAGGGGAGCCCGAUAAAGAGCUGAACCCCAAACAGAAGGUGUGGGAGCAGGUUCAGCCAGACCUGCGCACAGACAGCCAGGGCGUCGCAACCUACAAAGGAGCUGCCUUUGAAGUCGCUGGAAAGGGAGUGUGCAAAGCCCAAACCAUGUCUGACUGUGAGAUUAAGUAAAUGAUCAGUUCUCUGCAGCCUUGCGGGAUCCAAGAUAUUGCGGAAAAGGAUUCCCAGAAUAGUGGAGACUGUUAUUUUAACGCCCACUGUCUGGGAGGACAUGUCCAAAAAACAAAGUCACACAGGUGUGAUGCUGGGUGGUCACGUAGUUUUUGCUAUAAACCAAGUGAAAUAAUUGCGAGGUACCCGAUGUUGGAUGGACUUGAGAUUUACUUAAAUUACUUUUUUCUUUUUUUUAAUAGAAAAAAAAUGUAGUUUUGAAUUUGGCCAACUGAGGGCGCUAGCAUACCCCAUUACAAUGUGCAAUAUGUGUCUUGGUGGUUUGUUCACAUGAGAGCAUGCAUCACGCCGGCCGCCUCAGCGUAGUGAAAAAGAAAAGGGGAAAAUCCUUUUUUUUUUCUUUUAUGUUCUGGGAACUCUUUGUUAAAAUGUUGUUUUCCGUUAAGACAUUUAAGAUGUUUUCAUUUUCACUACACAAGGUAUGAAACUGUUCAGAAGUCCCGUUUGAUAAACGGGAGAUUGACUGAUCUUGUUGGGGUUUUUGUUUUCAUCGAUAAGUGAGAAUGAACUGAAAAUCAGUCCAUCAUGAAACAGACUUUCCACUGACUCCUACAUGUUGUUUAGCAAUCAACAAAGUCUGUGAUUUUUGCUUCUGUUAAUCCAGGAAGUGUUAUCUUAAAUGAAAAAAAUCCAUCUUUGGUUUUUCGGUGGCUUCCUGAAAUAUCAAACAAACACUUCAAAGUCUUUUGAUUUGAAUGUAAAAGUGUUUUAAACCGUCGACAAGUUUUGUAUGCUGUUUGCUUUGCUCUUGUGUUUCCGUGGUGGAUUGUUGUCCGUGAGAGCAGCUCCGGCUAUGAGCGCAGAAGCCCCGCCCACCCUACUGGUCAGAUGCUUUGUUUGCCAGGGUCAGCCAAUCGGAAGACACCUGGCUUCAAGGGAGGGGAAGGGGUUGAGAGGGUUUGGAAGAGUUCAGCGGCUGCACCGAGGCUCAGUAUAAGCCUAAGAAAAAAAAAUGUUUUUGAACUCUGUCAUCAAAUCGUGACUUGGUCUUAGUUUUCAAACGGAGUGCACCAAGCUGUUAAGAAGGCCGCUAAAAAAAGUGAAAGACAAACACGCAAAGUAUUUCUUCCUUUAUUUUAAAGGAGAACUGAACAACUAUGUGCCGAGAAUGGGGAUGUGAUUGAUGUGAUUCAGGAACCAAGAAGUGGAACAAAAUGUCCAAGACACCACAUCCCAGGUACUUGUUUAACAGUGCAGAGCACAAAGGGAAUGGUGUGAUUCUCUAGAAACAAAAAAGAAAAUGUUACUCACUACUUCAUCACAACAAGACAAAGAACCACUGUUUAUAAUGCGGUCAACAGCAUGGAGUUGGAGUGUUGACUAAUACUAGAGAAUGACAUUAAUAAAAACCAUUUUAAUAUCUGAAAAGGUUAUGGAGUGUUAUGAAUGUCACGUCACCCCCACCCACCUCCACCUACAGUGCAAUCUCUUCAUGGCCUAACCCACGGGGUAACCCAGAGUGGAGGUACUGUACAGGUUCAUGACUGAGAUGACACGGCCCUGCAACCACACAGCCUGUCGACGCGACGCGGUUUGCUGGAGGGGAAAGUUAGCAAACGCGUACCUGAAACCAGGUUUCACCGAGCUGAGUGAACCUGGGAGUAAAAUACAUUUCCACUGCUUUCGGUGGCCUGUUUUUUGUUGUGCACUGAGCACAACAAACUCUUUACAGAAGAGUCAGUCUCACAGUGUUUGGGGGUUAUUCUUAUCCUCACCAUUGUUGCUCUUUAACAUUAUUGUGUUCCAUUUCCAGUCAUAAAGAUUGGGAAAUUUCCUAAACACUGGAUCAACAGGCAAAGUUGGCAAUUGUCCUAAAAGCAUAAGCUGCUUUAGGACAGGGCUCUGAAAGCCUGCAGGUUAUUGGCCAGGGUAAGGACGCUUAGGCAACUCAUGAACUUUUAAUUAAUGUUGUAGUCCUGAUUAAAAAGAAGAAACUGCUUGAUAAAUAAAAUCAAAUUAUUUUAAUUAACACAAUUAAGAAGCUUAAAGUUUGGAAAGGUCACCGGGAAGCUUUCUUUUCUUUUCGUUGCGGUUUUAAAUCAGCAGUCAGGUUCAGGAAAAAAUAAGUUUGCUCAAUUCAAGCGGGUUAACCACAUCUUAGAGACUCUGUCAGAAAAUGAGCUCAAACUUGCACGCAGACUGACAGAAUCUUAGUGGGCCGGGUUUGUUCUCAGAAACGUAAUUAAACCCAGCGCGGUGUCUGAACUGAUUUAUGCUCUAUUAAAAUGGCUUUUUAUACCACAAAGCCGGAUUUGUUGUGCUGUGUUCGAUUGGCAAACUGUCAACGCCAUGAACCAGAUGCACAUGUCUGAUAAAUAAAUACAUGGGGCGGGUGGAGGGGGGGAUUGAAUUGAGGGUCUAAUGUUGCCAUGCAGGGUCUCUCUCUGAAUAGCAGGAUUGUUUCUUCUGCUUGUAUUGAUUUGGAUAUUUCACCA
Molecule: messenger RNA, 3538 nt
Organism: Oreochromis niloticus (Nile tilapia)
Lineage: Eukaryota; Metazoa; Chordata; Actinopteri; Cichliformes; Cichlidae
Product: aminoacyl tRNA synthase complex-interacting multifunctional protein 1
Exons: 4
Coding region: 120-1043 (307 amino acids)
Molecular function (GO): tRNA binding
Source: RefSeq, a predicted model, not a curated record